Molecule: messenger RNA, 893 nt
Organism: Meloidogyne enterolobii
Lineage: Eukaryota; Metazoa; Nematoda; Chromadorea; Rhabditida; Meloidogynidae
Source: the annotation of a GenBank genome assembly
UCAAUCCCAUUUUCUUCAAAUUUAUUUCAAUAAUGAUUCGAAAACAAGUAAGAGAACGUCGAGAAUAUCUUUACCGAAAAAAUCUGGAAGCAAAACAACGAGCUACUCAACAACGUAGAGAUGUGCUUAAACAUGCUCUGGAUACCAGUACAAUGAUUCCAACAGACUUGAGAAAGGACGCGGCAGAAAUGGUUGGGGAUUUGGCUUGGGGCGGGCAAGUGGAUUUAGUGGAUGAUGAAUAUAGAUGGGCUGGUUGUGAAGAUCCUAAUCUCGUUGUGACUACAAGUCGGGAUCCUUCUAGUCGACUGAAAAUGUUUGCAAAGGAAAUUAAAUUGCUUCUCCCAAAUUCUCGCCGUAUUAAUAGAGGAGGACAUGAUAUGAAAAGUAUUGUGGAGGCUUGUACAGCUCAUGGAGUAACCGAUUUAAUUUUGUUGAGUGAAACGCGAGGAGUGCCCGAUUCAAUGAUUGUCUCGCAUUUCCCGCAUGGGCCAACAGCUUAUUUUAGUUUGUCAAACGUUGUGAUGCGACAUGAUAUUCCAAACAUGCCACAUAUGUCAGAGCAAUAUCCACAUCUUAUUUUUCACAAUAUUACUUCUCCGCUCGGGAAUAGGUUAACAAAUAUAUUAAAAUAUUUAUUUCCUGUGCCCAAAAAGGAUUCUAAUCGAGUUGUUACUUUUGCUAAUGAAGACGAUUUUAUUUCCUUUCGUCAACACACAUUCAAAAAAGAUGAACAUGGGGAUAUUGAAUUGACUGAAUUGGGGCCGAGAUUUGAAAUGAGACCUUAUUGCUUAAUUCUUGGCACAAUAGACAAUGCUGAUUCUAGCGAAACUGAAUGGGCUCUUCGUAGCCAUAUAAAUCGAAAACGAAGAAUUUUGACGGAUGAGAGGGAGUAA